Molecule: messenger RNA, 813 nt
Organism: Ceraceosorus bombacis
Lineage: Eukaryota; Fungi; Basidiomycota; Exobasidiomycetes; Ceraceosorales; Ceraceosoraceae
Source: the annotation of a GenBank genome assembly
GAGCGCAUCUCCCAUCACCCCCUGUCACGACUUUGAAUCGAGUAGAGCAAUUCCAUGGGCUUGCCUUUAACCUUGAUACCAUGGUCUGGUGUCACAACCGCAAGCAAAGCGACCGCAGGGCACAUACAUUCUCUGCGCUUUGGUGUGCAUCGCCUCAGGACGGCGUGCUUUUUCAGUCAGCACGCGCCUAGAUUCCGCCAUGCAAAUUCUCUCGCUUCCCGGCAGCCAUGCCAACAUCCUCGGCGUAUAUUGAGAUACCUCAUCCUAAUUGCAGUCAAGACUGAUCUUUGCACCCACCGCAACACGCACUUGUCUCUCACGCAUGCGGUGAUCGUCCCAGAUCUGCUUCGUCCAGAUCACGAUGACCUCCGCAGUCACUCCAUUGCGACACCGCCUCUCUCGCAUUCUCGAAUCGGCUCCGUGGCUGCCAAUUCUGUACGGCGAUCUUGGUGCUUCUCGUCUGAGCUAAGCAAUGGGCGGCCGAAUCGAAGGGCGUUGCGGCAAGGGCAGUGCUCGGCAAGAGGAGGGCAGGCAAUUAGUUCAUCUAGCAUGGGAUUGUCUGCUCUGAAGCGAAGGCGUCAUCCCUCCCUAGCCUGACGUGUUGGACAUGGUGCGCGGUAUACGAAGCGUUGCCAAAAGUCGCAGUCACGCGUUCAUGGCCUGGUUGAUGAUUUUAGGUAACGCAGCCUGCCGAAAUGUGAGAGCUGCACGAUUCGCAGCUUCGUGGCUAAUUCUCAAUACCCGUUGCAUCUUGACUUCGCCGAUACAUGGCUCGCAAUGCCGUUCCUUGCACAGCCCUUGCCCAAAUUGCUG